GAUAAUCUGGCAUCAGCACCGUCAGUAUUGGGUUAAAUGAUGUGUGUGCGUGGGUGUGUUUCUGUGUGUGUGAAUCUGGUGGGUAAAUAAAGGCAGGGUUUCUGUAGCAGAGCCUGUUCAACAAAGUCCUGACACUCAUCCCAGUCAGUCAUGGAUCUCUCUGGGAUUCCCACAUGGACAUGGACACUUUUUGUCUACCUGAGUUGGAUUGGUGUGGGACAAGCGUCGGCUGAACCGCACUACAUGGUCAUCACUCCUGCAGUUUUGGAAGUCGGAGCUAAGUCCCAAUUGUGUGCGAGUCUCCUGCAGCCCAACGAGACUCUGGUCAUGACCAUCAAGCUGAUUUCCCGAACCAUGAAUACAACCCUGCUGGAGGAAACAUCCGACACAGAGUUUCAUAUCUGUGCUUACAUUGAGUUUCAGGCUCCUUCAGUGCAGGAUAAAAUGGUGCUGGAGCUUGAGGUGGAGGUACGAGGCGACACUUUUUACUCAAGAGAAGUCAGAAAAGUCCUACUCAAAGACUAUCAACCGACGACGUUCGUCCAAACAGAUAAACCUCUGUACCUCCCUGGACAAACAGUGCAUUUCAGAGUCAUCACACUGGACACCAAGUUGAGACCUGUCAAUCAGCAGUACAACAUCAUUGAAGUUCAGGAUGUAAGGGGAAACCGGAUUGGACAGUGGCUGAAUCAAACAUCCAACGGCAAAAUACUGCAGCUUUCUUACUCUUUGAACUCUGAGGCUCGUGAAGGAACCUACAGAGUUAUUGUGGGAAUCGAUGGAAAAAAUGUUAUUCAUCCAUUCAAGGUGGAGAAAUACGUUUUGCCCAAGUUUGGCGUAACAAUAAAAGCACUGGAGAAAAUAAGCAUCGCACAGGAUAAAAUCAAAGUUCAAGUAUGCGCAAAAUAUACAUAUGGACAGCCCGUGCCUGGCACCGCUGAACUUGAGAUUUGUCGACCGCUGAUAAGUAAUUCUUAUAUUAAUCAAAGAUUGACUCUGGACGGCCAACGUAAGUCUGGUUGUGUCGAGCAAACAUUGCAGACAGACCAAAGUGGCUGUGCUACUUUUAUCUUCAGCAUGUCGGCUUUCCAACAACCAAACUUCCAAAACAUGUUCCGCCAUUUUUUACGGCCAGAAGAUAAACUGUUUCUCAAAGCCAAGGUGAAGGAGGAUGGGACAGGAAUUUCACACCCACAAGGAAAAACGAUAGAGAUUUCUUAUGUCAUCGGAAAGCUAUCUUUCAUCGACACACCCAAGAUUUAUGACCGAGGAUCAAAUUUGGAAGGAAAAGUUAAAGUCGUUGACUUCACUGAUACACCCGUUCCUGACACGGAGGUCUACCUGUUCAAGGGUGACGUGAGGUCAUCGCACCUGUUACAGACCCUCAUCACUGACAGUGACGGCGUCGCAGCUUUCUCAUUAAACACAACGGGCCUUAAUGGAAACAUCAAACUUACGGCUCGCCUUACAAAAGCACCACAGCACUCACCUCUAACUCCACAUUACGAGGCUGCAGUUCACACCUUGUCUUCGAUCCAGUCAACUUCUAAGUCUAAAACCGCCAGCUCCCUGAAAGUGAAGACGAAGAAUAAACCACUUCGCUGUGACAAAGAAGAGACCAUCUCCAUCCAGUACACUAUAGUUACACAUAACCAGAACACUGUGGAUGUGAUGUAUGUGGCGUUAUCCAGAGGAGAGGCCAUUGUGAUUCAAGGAUUUAAAAAGCUUGCUGUGCAGAAUGAACAAGUGUCUGAGGGUGAGGUGUCCUUUAAGUUGAAAGUGUCUCCAGACAUGGCUCCAAUCGUUCAGGUUGUGGCUUACGCCGUCCUCUCCAGUGAGACUGUGAUCGCCAACAGCGCCGACUUCUCCACUGAGAAAUGCUUCAAUCACAAGGUGUCCCUGGAGUUUUCUCCGUCCUCAGCUGUCCCAGGAGAGGAGACCACCCUGCAGGUGACGGCUCAGCCAGACGCUCUGUGUGGUGUGAGCGCCGUCGACCAGAGCGUCCUCAUCAAAGAGCCGGGGAAGACUCUGGAUGCAGACAAGAUAUUUAGCCUGUUGCCUGUCAAGAAAGCAUCCAGUGUUCCACGAGAGGUUAAGGAUCCUACGAGAUGCGUCAGUGUGGGACAUAGGAGAUACAGGUUCUUUUCCCGAAGACGAGAGUGGAAUUAUGAAAGCAAAACAGAUGCUUACGCAAUUUUCCAGAGUCUGGGACUGAACGUAGCAACAAAUGUGAGAAUGUCAUCAUGUGAAAGAGACAUCCCUGAUUCUUUUCCAUUGCUGAAAUAUGCAAGGGGUCAUAAAAUGUCCCGCGGUUCACCGCGAAUUGUGAGUUCAAGCCCGAUCCGUCCUCAAGCUGCUCCCCCACCGAUAGAGACAGUCCGCACUUUCUUCCCUGAGACUUGGAUAUGGGACCUGGUGGAUGUUGGAGAAAAAGGAACGAAGGAUGUGUCCCUCACUGUCCCAGACACCAUCACCACCUGGGAGACGGAGGCUUUCUGUCUGUCCCCUCAGGGUUUUGGCUUGGCUCCUCGUAAGGAAAUCACCGUCUUCCAGCCUUUCUUCCUCGAGCUCAGCCUGCCCUACUCCAUCAUCCGAGGGGAGCACUUUGAACUGAAGGCAACCGUCUUGAACUACAUGCCCAGCUGCAUCAUGGUCGCUGUGACUCCAGAACCCACCCUGAAUUACACCCUGACCCCCCUCUCUGCUGACCAGUACACAUCCUGUUUGUGCGAAAAUGAGCGCAAGACCCUCAGCUGGUCAAUGGCCCCCUCAGUGUUGGGGGUUGUGAGUGUGUCGGUACGUGCGGAGGCUCUUGGAUCCCAGACUUUAUGUGACAAUGAGCUUGUGAGCGUGCCAGAGAGAGGUCGCAUUGAUGUGGUCACACGGUCUCUCAUAGUCAAGGCUGAAGGAACUGAGAUGACAAACACCUACAACUGGCUGCUCUGUCCAAAAGGAGAAGCUUUGACGGAGGAAGUAGACCUGCAGCUUCCUGAGAAUGUGAUUGUUGGUUCUGCCCGAGCUUCAGUAUCAGUGCUGGGUGAUAUUCUGGGCCGAGCUCUGAAGAACCUGGACGGGCUGCUGAGGAUGCCGUAUGGAUGUGGGGAGCAGAACAUGGCGCUGCUGGCCCCCAACAUCUACAUCCUCCAGUACCUGACGGACACACAGCAGCUGACUGCAGCCAUCAAGGAAAAGGCCACCAACUUCCUGACCAGUGGCUACCAGAGACAGCUGAACUACAAGCAUUUAAAUGGCGUUUACAGCACAUUUGGAAAAGGAGACGGAAACACUUGGCUCACUGCUUUUGUUCUGAGGACGUUUGCCAAAGCGCAGUCGUUCAUCUACAUUGACCCGAGCAUCACUGAACAGUCAAAAACUUGGCUGAUCAGCAAACAGCAACAAAAUGGAUGUUUCCAACAGAUCGGAAAACUCGUUCACAACAGAAUGAAGGGUGGUGUGUCUGAUGAGGUGACUCUCAGUGCUUAUAUCACCGCUGCUUUCCUGGAGAUGAAAACAUCAGUAUCAGAUCAUGUUAUGAGGAGGAGCCUGUCUUGCCUCAGAGAGUCCGAAAAUGUACUAAGCAACACCUACACUACGGCUCUGCUGGCGUACGUCUACACCCUGGCGGGAGACAUGGAGACCCGUGCUCACCUCCUGAAUCACCUCGACUCUGUUUCCAUACACGAAGGAGGUCUCCUCCACUGGUCUCAGACAGCAACAGAGACGUCAGCCUCUCUGUCUGUGGAGAUCAGCUCCUAUGUGAUGCUGGCCAAACUCGGCGCCUCUCCUACCACCGAAGACCUGGGAUACGCCAGCCGCAUCGUCAGGUGGCUGACGAGCCAGCAAAAUUACGGAGGCUUCUCCUCCACACAGGACACUGUGGUGGCUCUUCAGGCUCUGGCUCUUUACUCCACUCUGGUGUUCAGUCCAGAGGGUUCAAGCACAGUGACGGUCCGGUCUCCUAGUGGCCAGCUGACGUUUGAUGUGAAUUAUAACAACAAACUGCUCUACCAGGAGGAGGCGCUGCAGGAUGUGACAGGAAACUACAACCUGGAGGUGAAGGGCACUGCGUGUGCUGCAAUACAGAUUUCUCUUCACUAUAACAUCCCAACUCCGACUGAUGUCACAACUUUCAGCGUCGAGGUUAAACCAGAGGCCGACUGCAAAAGCACAACACACAAACUCACUCUGACGCUAACGUCCCUAUAUAAUGGAAAAGAGAGCACUACAAACAUGGUGAUCCUGGAUAUCAAAAUGCUCUCUGGAUUUAUCCCAGACUCAGAGUCUAUAAAGAGCCUCAAAGUUGCCUCGAUGGUGGAUCGAGUUGAACAGAAGGACGAUCACGUUAUGGUGUACAUUCAGGAGUUGACGAAGGACAUUCCCAUCAACCACAGCUUAGCGCUCAUACAGGAGCUCCCGGUGCAGAACCUGAAGCCGGCCAUUGUUAAAAUCUACGACUACUACCAGCCAAGUGAUCAGGAUGAGACAGAAUACAACUACCCGUGUGCUGCAGCUUGAAGAAUGAAGUGUGGUCUCCGCUCAGACCCGUGGGCCUCAAUGAUUCAACCAUAACGGGGAAAAAAAAUUGGAUUUUAUUGGAGAUUAAUUGAAGUUAAAUAUGACUGCAGACUGUUGUAAAUGCAGUUCACAUAUAAUGUUUUGCUUAUAUUUACCGACGCAUCUUUCUCCUUUUGCUGCGUUAUGACGAUUUUAUCAAACAAUAACCAUUAAUCAAUUUAUGUAUCUAUCUAUCGCACUUUUUCUCAUAUAUUUCUUUAAUGCAAACUGUGAGUCUGAGCAGGGGAGGAGUUUCCUGCCUCCUUUCGGCAGAAUCUCCAGAUGAGGUCAGUGGUGAACACGUACUACAUUUUGUUCAGAUUGUUAUAUUUCUCUGUGCUCCUGCUUUUAUGUGUGACUGUUACAGUUCUGUGAAGCCCAAAUUGUCAACAAAAGCCAAAUAAACCUGCUUGAGGAACUCAAA
Molecule: messenger RNA, 4978 nt
Organism: Plectropomus leopardus (leopard coralgrouper)
Lineage: Eukaryota; Metazoa; Chordata; Actinopteri; Perciformes; Serranidae
Product: alpha-2-macroglobulin-like
Cellular component (GO): extracellular region
Molecular function (GO): endopeptidase inhibitor activity
Source: RefSeq, a predicted model, not a curated record